Molecule: messenger RNA, 2036 nt
Organism: Danio aesculapii
Lineage: Eukaryota; Metazoa; Chordata; Actinopteri; Cypriniformes; Danionidae
Product: multidrug and toxin extrusion protein 1-like
Exons: 17
Coding region: 51-1820 (589 amino acids)
Biological process (GO): xenobiotic detoxification by transmembrane export across the plasma membrane
Cellular component (GO): membrane
Molecular function (GO): antiporter activity; xenobiotic transmembrane transporter activity
Source: RefSeq, a predicted model, not a curated record
ACAAGGUGCUUCAUGUCACGCUGGAACUAAAAACUUUAGGAACAACAAAAAUGGACAUUAUUAACACAGUUACUCAGAUAGAUGGAGACCCACAACAGAAGAGAAGUGACGAUGUAAAGUCAACGUCAAGUUCAAAGAUUGUUUGUGGAGGAUGUCGAAAGAAACUCCAGAGAUUGUUACCAGUCAGAUACAAAGAAGAAAUUUUAGAGCAAGUAAAACUGGGUGGACCUGUGUUUAUCUCUCAGCUGAUGAUCUUUCUGAUCAGCUUCGUCAGCACUGUGUUUUGUGGACACUUGGGGAAAACUGAAUUAGCCGGUGUGGCUCUGGCUAUUGCUGUUAUCAAUGUGACAGGCAUCUCCAUCGGCUCUGGACUGGCGUCUGCAUGUGAUACCCUCAUCUCUCAGACGUUUGGCAGUAAUAAUCUGAAGCGGGUGGGUGUGAUACUGCAGAGAGGGAUUCUCAUCCUCCUGCUGGCCUGUUUCCCCUGCUGGGCGCUGCUCAUCAACACAGAGCCCAUCCUGCUGGCUGUCCGACAGAGUCCCAGUGUGGCCAGGCUGUCACAACUCUAUGUCAAAAUAUUCAUGCCUGCUUUGCCUGCAGCUUUUAUUUAUCAGCUUCAAGGAAAGUAUCUUCAAAAUCAGGGUAUUAUCUGGCCUCAGGUUAUAACAGGAGCAGCAGGGAACAUCCUCAAUGCUUUAAUAAAUUACAUCUUCCUUCAUCUGCUUGACCUUGGUGUGGCAGGAUCUGCUGCUGCAAACACCAUUUCCCAGUAUUCCUUGGCUGUAUUCCUGUUUGUUUAUAUUCAGUGGAAGGGCCUGCAUAAAGCUACAUGGGAUGGCUGGUCUUGUGACUGCCUGCAAGAAUGGGGUCCAUUCAUUCACUUGGCUGUUCCCAGCAUGCUCAUGCUUUGUGUCCAAUGGUGGGCAUAUGAGAUUGGUGGAUUCCUGGCAGGACUCAUCAGUGAGGCUGAGCUGGGAGCCCAGUCGAUUGUAUAUCAGCUGGCCACUAUUGCAUUUAUGUUUCCAAUGGGAUUUGUGGUGGCAGCCAGUGUGAGAGUGGGAAAUGCUCUUGGAGCUGGAAACACAGAACAAGCCAAACUGUCUGGCAAAGUGUCUCUAAUCUGUGGAUUGCUUUCAUCCUGUGUAGUUGCGAGCUUUAUUGGAGGUACCUGUGAUAUUAUUGGAUACAUCUUUACCACAGAAGAAGAAAUAGUGCUCAGAGUAUCAACGGUCAUGAUCAUGUACAGCUUCUUUCAUAUAUGUGAUGCCAUUGCGGGCAUUACAGGUGGUAUUGUCAGAGGUGCUGGAAAACAGCUGAUUGGUUCUCUCUGUAUCAUUGUGGGAUAUUAUUUAGUGGGAUUCCCAACUGGAGUGUCUCUGAUGUUUGCACUCAGCAUGGGGAUAGUUGGUUUGUGGACUGGGUUUUUUGUAUCUGCCUUCACACAGUGUUUGUUUUUCAUCAUCCUCAUUUGCAAAAUGGACUGGGAAAAAGCAGCUCAAGAGGCUUUGAUCAGAGCGGGUGUUCAAGUCACUGAGACCAAAGAGGAAUCCUUUGGUUUGGAAAAUAAGGGUUGCACUGAAGCAGAAGCAGCACAGAAGUCCCAGCACACUGAAAAAGGCCAGACAGAUGCAAACACAGACCUGGAAGGACUCAGUAAAGGAGGAGGAGGAAUAUCUGGGGCUGGUGCAAAGACCACAGUUGGGGCGGUUUUGACCACCAAACAGCUCGUUGUUCGUCGAGGGCUUGCGGUUUUCUUCAUGCUGCUUAUAUUAGCUGGAGGAAUUGUGUUAAAUGAGGUGCUCAUUAGAUUUCUUAAAUAAUAAUAAUUAAUGUUUCUUCAUCAUUUAGCCAACAUUUUCAUGCUAUCUUUUUAUUGUUUGUUGUUGCUUUGAGUAUUGAGGUUACAAUUGGAAGAAACCAAUUUCUUGCAUUCCAGCUUAUCUUCAGCUCAUUUAAAAGAUGCUUUAUGAUCAACUUUUCUGAAGUUACUACUUGCUUUUACCAACCAGUCAUUCUUUGCACUUAAAAAAAAUUGU